CAUUUCUGGUCGAUCUGUCGACAUCUCUUGGCACAAACGGACACACACGCACGUACGGACAUACGCACAACACUCACCCUCCGUCCGAACUUGCACAAGUUCGAAGCCGAAAAAAUUUCCCGCGAGAAUUUUCCAUUCAGUGAUUUUGGUUUUUUUAGUGAUUUUUCCACUUGGCCAGUUCGGGGAAUUGUUCGGGAUUUUAUCCUGGAAAAGUUGCGGGUUGCUGGUCCUUCGCUCAGGGAUUGAGCAAACGCCAAGAUGGCGUGGUCCCAUUCAGAUACUAUGUGUCUGAACCUGCUGGUGCUCUUUCUGGUUCCAGUCAUAUAUUCAGCUCCCUUAUCUGAACUUGGUUCGGACAAUCUCGGAUACUACCCAGUUUCUGAUAAGACAGGAUGUUAUUACAACUUCCAACACUACGAUGAAGGAGACAGGAUAUUCACGAAUGAGCCAUGUUUGAACUGUACCUGCCACAACAAAAUGCUCAUGUGUUACUUGAGAGUUUGCCCGUUCGUGAAAGCUUACGGUGAUAACUGCAGGGUAGAGAAGCGUGCCGAUUUGUGCUGUCCAAUCAUUACAUGCCCCGAAGUUCCAGUGCCUUUGAUUCCGUCCAACGAAACACAAACCUCUGACGGCACUGCCAUAGCUCGACCAGAUGAUUUUGGAUGUACCAUUGACGGCCUCUUCUAUGCUGAUGGUGUCAGAAUACCUGGAGAUCCAAACAAACCUUGCGAACUGUGCUACUGUAUCAGGAACAAAACUGCGUGUGUUAUGCAAGAAUGUACACUGAAAAUCCAAGGAUGCACCCCUGUCUAUCACAAGGAUAUUUGCUGCCCAAUUCGCUACGACUGCGAUCGCCCAGCUUUGGAAGGACCAUCAGACAACGAAGGCGGUUUGAUUUUCACGACAACGACCAGCACGACUACCACAACGACAACCACAACAACCACUGAACCAACAACAACAACAGCAGCAACUUCCAAUUGUUACUUCAAUGACCAGAUUUAUUUGGACGGUGAAAAACUCCAGAAGGAAAAACCAUGCGAAUCGUGCUAUUGUAUGAAAGGUCACAUUGUAUGCGCCGUUCAAGAAUGUGCCCCUACACCAUUAGAAAAAAUCAACUGUACGGCUCUGCCUCCCCUCGAAGGAGAAUGUUGUCCUUCUCAAUACGAAUGUGAAAAUAUGUCAGGUGAUCUUUCAACGACCGAACAUUAUGCAGUAACAGCUUCAGGAGUUACAGAUAUUUAUGGCAUUCCAAUGGUUCCAUUGGACACCACACUUCAUUCUGAGGUCACAGCUAGCAGUGAAUCAGAAGAUAUAAGUGGCGACUCUAUCACUUCUUCACCCGAAGAAUCAGGUCCUAGAGAGAGAACAACUCUUAGAUCCAGUUCGGAAGAAGAAUCAACUGAAAACUCUAGUGGAAUAGAAGAAAGUUCAUCUGAAGAGCCAUCAAGCUCUUCUACUGAAGAGAAAAUAACAAUGUCUGAACACGGUGAAGAUGCCCGACCAACUAUUCCUUCAGAAUCUCAGGUAACAACUGAACAACAAGAGGAAAGUGUGACAGAACAACAUGACGUUAUUGCUGAAGGAAGCAAACCGACUGAAAAAGAGACAGCCAUCCCAACAACCACUGGAAAACCCAUGGUAGAACAACCAGUGAAUAACGAUGACCAUCAAGAAGGUCCUGCCUCAGAUGACACCGCUGCUGAAGAUGAAAAAGAGUCCGAAGAACAAACCACUCCUGAGAAAAUCAAUGAAGUUUCGAAUGCAGAGGUAACAACUAUAAGUCAAGUAACUGAAGAACACUCUUCAAAUGAGAACCCAGAGAAAUCCACUGAAAUUCCAAGUUCUAUUCACGAUUCGAAAGAAAGUACUCCAAAAGAAGAAGAAUUUGGACCAUCCACCCCAAGUGAAGAAAUCCAAACAGCAAAAUCAGCUUCCGCAAUUGGUGGACCGCCUAAAGAACAAGAGGUAGCUACUACACUGCUACCAAAUGUUGAAGACAUUUCAGAGGAAGUAUCUGCGGAACAAACUACGAAAGCACAAAUUCUGGAAACUGAAGAUAAUACUAAUGACUCUCAAACUACAGAAAAAUCUGAAGACAACCUCACAGAAUCCCCACAAGUCCAGGAGAAUGUUCCUAUUUCAGAAAGUAAACCAGAAGAGAAGCCAUCUUCAGUAACAGAAAUGAACCCAAUUACAUCAGAAAAUAUCUCAACAGAAAAUCACACCGACUCAGAAUCUCAACAGACUGAAAGAACUACUGAAUCGAUUGAAUCUGAAGAGAAAAUAGUUACUACCGUUCCUACGAUAUCAGAGGAAAUAACUCAAGGAGCACAAGAAGCGGAGGCUAUACCAGAAUCUACUGAGCACCAAGAAAAACCACAAGAGAAUAUUGGAAAUGAGUCUUCUGGUUCUGAAAGUACUACGAUGAAAGAAGAAAAUGGAACUACAGAAAAUGUUAAAGCAUCUGAGGAAACUACGGUAUCAGCUACUACUAAGGGAACGAUUACUGAAAGUACUUCAGUGGAUAAUAAACAAGACAGCUCAGAAAGUGGUAUAAGCACAGAGAAAAUCGACGAAACUCCAGCUUCAACAGAUGAACCAAAAAUAGUAAAUGAACAAACAACUGUUCCCGAAUCUACUGAAGAAUAUUCGGGAGAAUCUUCUUCAACUGAAGCUUCACAUCCAACCGAAAAGUCAACUAAUGAAGAUGAGAAUAUCAGUUCAACCACUCUUGAUAAUAAGCAAUCCGAAAUAUCAGGAACAACUGAAGGAUCUUUGAACAAUGUAUCGGAAACAAAACCAGAUGAAACUACCAUCAAAGAAAAGGAUGAGGUUUCUACUGAAUACGCACAUUCUGUUGAACAUCAAUCAUCGACUUCCACUGAAUCGGUCACAAUCCAGACCUCAGAUGAAACUACCAGUUAUAUCCAACCAGAAUCGCAUUCAACAGAAUUGCAUGGAGUUGAACCUGACAUCAAGGCAACAGAAGCAACAACAGAAUAUCAUGGAUCAUCAGAACAAGUCACUGAACAGAAGUUACAAGAAACAACUAUCCUCAACUCAUUGAUUGAAAGUUCUAAUGAUGCUGGUUCUGAGAUAACAUCAGAUAAAACGACAGAGAACAAGCUGCCAGAAUCAACAGAAAAACACCAUAUUCCAGAAGUAUUCACUGAAGAUGAUUCGGAAACAACUCUUUCUAGUGCUUCAGUUGAAAACUCUUCAGAGGAAAACGAAAACAAAUACCAAACAAGUUCUGAAAGCUUGGAAAUAUAUGAUGCCAGCAUAACUCCUGACUUUGAAUCAACUGAAAAAUACACACCAGAUAAAUCAUCUACCGAAAUUCCCUCUUCUAAUACUUCUCCAAAAUCAGAGGAAAAAACAACAGCAGGAGUAUCGCAAGAAACUCUAUCUGUAGAUAGUCAAGAACAACCUGUUACAACCGAAUCUAAUCAAGGUGAUUCCAUAACAGAGAAAUCAGUUUCGACGUCCACUGAAUCCUCCCAUUCUCAAGAACCAAAGAUUCCAUCUGCGUCAAAUGAGAGUGGAUCAGAUGAAACUUUGACACCAACGACCGAAUCUUCGGAAAGUCAUCCAACUACCGAAGAACGUUUGGUGCCAGGAGAAGGAAGUUGCUUGGUUGAUGGUGUAACCUACGAAAACAAUGCUCACAUUGAUCCAAUUAAUCAAUGUCAAGUUUCUUGCAAAUGUAUCAAUUCCAUCGUUAAAUGCGAAUCAGUUCAGUGUGAUCCUCCUGCUGCUGAUUUACAAAAUUGUAUGGCUGUCUAUCCAGGACCUGAGAGUUGCUGCCCUAUAUACAAUUGUGCCACACCUGGAGAGCAGUCUAUGGAAUCUGAUAGUCAAAAGAAGGAACAUGAAAAUGAGAAGCCUACAAUAUCAUCUGUUCCUGAAACAUCAGAGUCUAGCGAAAAACCUGUAGAUGCCAGUGAGGAUAAUACUGAACAGAAUGAAGUAGAAAUAGCAACAAAGGAAGUCCUUGUCUCUGAAAAUGCAUCAGAAUCAACAGAAAAAUAUAUACCAACAGCAACAUCUGAACCCUCAAAGGAAUAUGAAAAUCCAUCUUCAACGAAUGCAAGCGGUGAGGAACCAACUGGAUCUGAUGGAAAAGAAACUGAAAAACCGAUUGACGAAAUAACGAAUGGGGUAACAAGUGAAAAAGAGAAAGAACCAGAGAACCAAAGUACGGAAAGUUAUUCAAAACCAGAAUUAAAUUCAUCUGAAGAAGUGACAAUAUAUAUUGGAGGAACUCCCACUACGGAAAGUUCAACAUACACCAAACAAGAACAUUCAAAUGAGGACGUAGCAGUUACUGAGCCAGUAUUACAAGAAUCUGAAGAAGAUAAGACAACAAGUAGAACAACAGCGAUUGUUAAUGAAUCCACAGAACCAAGCGAAUCAAAUGAAAACAUUCCUUCGAAAGAAAAUGAAUUACCAGAAAAAGAAACACCUUCAAAGGUAGACACUGGAAAAGAACAAGAAACACCAUCAUCAUCUCAGGUUGCCAUUACUGAAGGAGAAGUUAAUGAAAUCAGCACCAAGCCCAAUAUUGAAGUAAUUCCUGAAUCAUAUUCCACUGAGGAAUCUUUGGAGGAACAAAAACCGAUUGAGACAAUGACUGAGAAAGUAUCUCAUUCCGAGAAUAUACCUGAUAAUCGAGACCAAACAACUAUACAAGUAGAAGAGACUACAAGUCCUGUAGAAAAAGAAAAACCAUUCACUUCCAGACCUGCUACUGAAGAACAAAACCAAGGAAUCACUACUGAAAAAUCACUCGAAGCUGAAAUUACAACUCAGAAAUUGGUUGAUGCAACUUCCAGUGAAUAUUCUCCUUCUGGUGUUACUUCGACAGAAAAACAAUUGACUGAAGAACAAUCGCCCUUCACAUCCCCCACUGUCGAUGAGAAACAGGACACAACAGAAAAGGACUCCACAAAAGCAGCAAAUGAACCAUACACUAGUAGACCUUCGAUUGAACCCUCUGCUACAACAGAAUCUUCCGAAAAACCAGAAGCACCAAUACAUGAUGAUGUGAACAAUGAUUUCGAAGGAGAAGAAAAUGUUGAAUCUUCUAGUCCAACGCAACCACACGUUAUUCCAGAAGUUUCAGAAUCGUCCUCUUCCAGUCAAUCUAACGAGAAUACUGAAAGUCCAGUAACCGAAAAAUUAAUUCCAGGAGGAGAAAGUGAAGAAAGUAAUAAACCAAGUGAGGAAGAAACAACUGAGCCAGAACAUGUGACUGUACCAGAUGAUUCCAAGCCAGAAAUGCCCGAAAAUGAUAACUUGGUAACUGAAGUACCCUCAAUUGUUCAAGAGAGUCACGAAACUACUACACAACAAGUGAAUAAACAACCAGAAACAACGAUGUCCUCAGUAGAAAGUGAAUCUAGUGACAAUGUUCCAGAGCAAAAUAAUGAAGGAGAUGAAAAGCCAUCUUUCCAUAUGGAUGCAUCAAAUGAAGCUGUUGGAGGAAGUUCGGAAGAAUUAACGACGGUUAAGACAUUUGUUACAGAUAAACCAAUAGUCGAAAGUCAUGAAACCCCAUUAGAAGCUAAUGCACCUGUGGAGCAUGAUACUGUAACCAAUAAAAUACCUGAGGAAGUUUCUACAGAAUCUUCAGUAUCGGCAGAAAAAGAAUCAUCAUCAAUCGACUCGACUGAAGGAACUCACCAGGAAGAAAUAACGAACCCCGAGACUGAAACUGACCAACAAAGCAAGCAAACCACCGAAAAAUCUGCUGAAUCGACAGAAUCCUUGGCCGAGAAGAAAACGACUGUUGCUGCGGAGGCUUCUUCAACCGAAGGAACAUCAGUAGAAGAUAUUCAUGUCAUGAGUUCAACUGAAAGUGAAUCCUUGGAACCAGCUACUGUGAAAGCAUCUGAAAGUGCUACAGAAACUGCUGAAAUUUCUUCUGAACAAACGGAAUCUGAUGAAAAGCAAGUAACAACUCCAAAAUCUCUUGAGAUAACAGAGAUACCAAUUGAAUCAGAUCAUCCUACCGAAACCUCUGAAACAACAGGUCCUGUCAUUUCUGAGCAUGAAACUGAGGACAAAAUCGAAUCAACAGAAAAAUCCAAUGUAGUGAUAACUGAAGGACCACAAAGUACUAAAACUCAUGAUAGUUCAACAGAGAGUUAUGAACAGACAAAUACUGAAUCUGUAUCAUUAGAUAAAGAAGCUACACCGGCUACAACUCAAAAAUCUGAAAUAAUUCAUGAUACUGAUGUAACGAGUGAAGAAACAGGUCAGUCUUCUACAGAAGAUAUCAACAAACAUUCAACGAGUGGACAAGAACAUGAAACAACGGAAAAAUCUCCAGUAUCAACUGAGGAGAAGACGUCUUCGACUGAAUCUGAAGAAGAAACCAAUCAAUUCUCAACAGAAUCAAUAAAGUUCGAUCAUGAAGACAAACAGACCACAACUCAAAAAUCAUUAGAAUCGAAUGAACCAACUGAAACCAGUGACUCGAAUGAUAUCGAAUCAAACUCUGUCAACAACGAUGAUCAAUCAACCGAAUUAUCUAAUCAAGAUAAUGAAGUCACCACUAGUAAGAACUCAAAAGAGGUAACUGAAACAUCUGACUCAAUCAAGGAAGUAACCACUAGCAAGAUACCAAUUGGGGUAGAUGAAAGUACAAAUAUUGCAGAUACGGAAACUUCUUCCCAACAAUCCUCAAGCGAAACUUCGAAACAAGAAUCUACUGAAUCAUCAGUUUACGAUAAGGAUGAUCAAUCUAAAACGACCGUUGUUACAGAAACAUAUGAAAAAGAAACUACUAACGCAUCGGACGAACUUGUGAAAUAUUCUACUGAAUUACCAAAACACGAUUCAUCGGAAGAAACAAUAGAUGAUGUAGAAAAGACACAAACAACCGAAAAGUCCUUUGAAUCCACUGAGUCAUUUGACGAAAACAACAAAGUUGAUUCGACAGGGUCAGACAAGCAUGAAUCAACAGAAAUAGUAUCAGAAAGUUCUUCAGCAUCAUCUGAAUCUGGAUCUGAAGAACAAGAUGUAACAACAGCAAAAUCCGAUGAUGCUGAACCAAGUGAAUCUGGCUCUGUUGAACAAGAAGGAACUACACCAAAAUCUGCUGAUGCCAAACCAACUGAAUCUGAAUCUGGUUCUAUUGAAGAACAAGCAACAACAGCAAAAUCCGAUGAUGUUAAACCAACUGAACCUGAAUCUAUUGUCAAAGAAGUUACAACCGCAAAAUCAGCUGAUAUUAAACCAACUGAAUCUGAAUCUGUUGGACAAGAAGUGUCAACAACAAAAUCUGCUGAUGCUAGACCAACUGAAUCUGAAUCAGUGGAACAAGAAGCGUCAACAGCUGAAUCCACUGAUACUAAAUCAACUGAGUCUGAAUCUGUUGAACAAGAAGUGACAACAGCAAAAUCUGAUGAUGUUAAACCAACUGAAUCUGAAUCUGUUGAACAAGAAGCGACGACAGAAAAAUCAGCUGAUGCCAAACCAACUGAAUCUGAAUCUGUUGAACAAGAUGCGACGACAGCAAAAUCAGCUGAUGCCAAACCUACUGAAUCUGAAUCUGUGGAACAAGAAGUAACAACAGCAAAAUCAGCUGAUGCCAUACCAACAGAAUCUGGAUCUGUAGAACAAGAUGUAACAACAGCAAAAUCCGAUGAUGCUGAACCAAGUGAAUCUGGCUCCGUUGAACAAGAAGGAACGACACCAAAAUCUGCUGAUGCCAAACCAACUGAAUCUGAAUCUGGUUCUAUUGAAGAACAAGCAACAACAGCAAAAUCCGAUGAUGUUAAACCAACUGAACCUGAAUCUAUUGAACAAGAAGCGACGACCGCAAAAUCAGCUGAUAUUAAACCAACAGAAUCUGAAUCUGUGGAACAAGAAGUGACAACAUCAAAAUCAGCUGAUGCUAAACCAAUUGAACCUGAAUCUUUUGAACACGAAGUGUCAACAGCAAAAUCUUCUGAUGCUAAUCCAACUGAAUCUGAACCUGUUGAACAAGAAGCGUCAACAUCUAAAUCUACUGAUGCUAAACCAACUGAAUCAGACUCUGUUGAACAAGAAGUGACAACAGCAAAAUCUGCUGAUACUCAACCAACUGAAUCUGAAUCUGGUUCUAUCGAAGAACAAGCAACAACAGUAAAAUCCGCUGAUGUUAAACCAACUGAAUCUGCAUCUGUUGAACACGAAGCAACGACAACAAAAUCAGCUGAUGCCAAACCUACUGAAUCUGAAUCUGUUGAGCAAGAAGCGUCUACAGCCAAAUCCACUGAUGCUGAACCAACUGAAUCUGUUGAAGAAGAAAUGUCAACAGGAAAAUCCACUCAUGCUAAACCAACUGAAUCUGAAUCUGUUGGACAAGAAGCGACAACGCCAAAAUCUGUUAAUGCUGAGCCAACUGAAGAACAAAACAAGAUUACAACCCAGAAACCAUCUGAAGAAGUUCAACCGACUGAAGGAGAUAACUCUGAACCCGCAUCAAAGGUAACAACUGUACCUUCAGUAACCAAUGAAGAUGUUGCUGUCACCGAGAAAGAUGAAACAGUUUCUUCUGAUUCCUCCGCAGAAGAAGAGGAAUCACAUGAAGAAACUACUAUUAAAGCGGAAUCACCAGUGGAGAUUCAAACAGAAGCUAUCAAGACUGUAGAAAAAGAGACAGAAAAAACUGAAUCACAGCAAACAACCUCAUCACCAGAAUCGGAAAGCUCUCCAGAGACAGUAGAAGAAGAUAAACCUUCAACAUCAUUGCCAGUUCAACAGGAAGAAAAGGAUGAGGUGUCUUCUUCGCCUGUUGUUCCAGAAGAAAUAGUCACUAGCCCUAAGUCAGUUUAUAGUGAUUCCGAAUCAACAUCGGAAGAAGAGGCUGAAGAAGUAUCCAGUGAGCCUUCUUCUAUUACCGAUCAGAAAGAGGUACAUGCAACUGAAUCAGUUUCAUCAGAAUCUACAACAGGCCUUCCGAAAGAAGAAACAACAUCGAAAUCUGGAGACGCCUCUAGCGAAACUACAGAAGAAGCUAUUCGACCAUCUUCUGAAACAGUAACCGAUAAAAUUGACCGAACAACUCAGUCGUCAUUCAGUUCAACCAUUGAAUCUAUCACCGAUAAUAAGAUUGCAGAUGAAAUAAGCACUGAAAAAUCACAUGUUCUCUCGGCGGAGAAGAAUGAAGGAGAAAAACCAAUCGAAGAGGCCGCACCAUCGACUGAUUCUUCGGUAAACAAAGAAUCUGACGAAAAGGUGACCACGCCACCACAAUACAAUGCAACACAAGAAACUGAAGUCACUAAACAAUAUCAAGAACCAAGCUCAACUGAAAAGAUCGGCUCACAAGAACUUGAUAUUCUCCCUGAUAACGAGAAAGAGUCUGACAAGGAAUCAGAAAAAAUACCUGAAACGACAACGACCUUCAUAAAAAGGCCAAUCGGAGAUGAAAUGACAACUUCCAAACAGUUCCUAGAAAAAGAAACUUAUCGACCAACAACGCUCUCACAAUUCAUCCCUACAGUUGUUACUACCACCACAACUGCCGAGCCUGAUAAACUGCCAAGUAUUCCUGAUUACUCAGAACCAGAAUAUGAAGACAACGGAGAUGAGUUCGGUCCUGGAACUUGUCGUUAUGGUGGAAAAGUCUACGUGUCUGCUCAGCAGAUCCCAAGGGACGACCCCUGUGAUUUCUGCUUCUGUUUCAGAAGUGAUAUAAUUUGCUUGCAACAGAGCUGUCCACCACCGAUCAGAAACUGCCACCAGGAACCGAUCAGAGGAUUCUGUUGUCCAAGAUACGAAUGUCCGGUCAAUAUGGCUGUAUCGAUGAAUUUCACAACGACAACAUCUACUACCACGACUACCCUUCCACCGCAUUUCCUUUCUCACGCUUAUAAAGGAAAAGCGAAGAAAACUGGGUGUUUGAUCGACAAUCGGGCUUACCAAGUGGGCGAUUUCAUUCCAUCAGCAUCAGGACCAUGCCUUCAGUGCAAGUGUGGAGGAAAUGGACAAAUGGAGUGUAAUCCAGUAGUUUGCAGUCCGAGUCCAAUGUUGGAGCAGAUGUUAACGGUAGCAGCGACGUCGAAGAGAAGAAGAUGAAUCUGAUGUUCCUAACAACGAAUAGUGACAACCGUACACAGUCGACUAGACUAGUACAAGUGAUACAGACUUUUUUUAAUUGAAGAAUAUCGUGAACAGGACUUAAAACCACUGCAUUAUGCAUUCUUGGGUGCCAAAAAAACAUAUUGAACUGUUGUUUAUUAUCGAGGAUGUGCCUUUUAGGAGUUAACCUAUCCAGAUCGGAUAGUUUCCACUUGAAGAGUGAUAGGGCGACAUUUCACUGAGACACAGAGCUGGUUCGGUCUCUACAAUUAUUUAAUGUUUUUUCAAUUGAUAUAUGGACUUCUCUCCAACUCACCGAACGAGUCAUCAGAUCAUCACUGAUGCAAAUUCGAUGAGUGUGGAAGCCUAGUCCUAGCUAUUUUCAUUAUUCUAGUCCAAGUUAUCGUUAACUCUGUCGAUAACGACCUUGUUGGAAGUUAAAAUUAGUAAUAUGCAGGUUUUCCUAACUACAAUUCGAGAUUGAUUAAUGAUUAGAAAGUACCAGCUCUGGGACUCAUUCAAAACAACCAAGUUCGUAUAGUAAAUCUGGAUUAAGGUAAUAGCGUGUUGAAAAGCAACGACUGAAAUGCAAAUUUUACACUUUUGUAUUUAGAAUCUUUUAGAAUCCAUUUCGAUGAGCCAUUUUACAUUUUAAUGGGCCCUCUUUUAGUAUAAAUUUGUUGCGUAUCCGCAUCGAGAUCUAAACUGUUUGACUGGCAGAAGAUUAUUUUUAUUUCUAUCAAAUUUUCACUUUUCUAUCGGGACUUGUUCUGCCACUUGAACGUUUAGGCUGUCAUUUGUAUAUUUAUGGAUGCUCAAUAUAAUUAUGAAUAAGUAGAAUAUGUAGUAUUUAUCUCUUGAAAUGAAUAAAUUAUGUAAAAGAUGAAA
Messenger RNA from Harmonia axyridis, 10965 nucleotides. Its product is annotated as serine-rich adhesin for platelets. Lineage: Eukaryota; Metazoa; Arthropoda; Insecta; Coleoptera; Coccinellidae. The record is from RefSeq and is a predicted model, not a curated record. Gene Ontology annotation, molecular function: protein binding. The coding region runs from base 259 to 10074 and encodes 3271 amino acids. The transcript is spliced from 8 exons.